AUUUGCCUUAAGUGUGGCAACGCUAAAUAAACACGGUAUAAGAUUAAAUAAAUUUUGUAGUAAUAAUACAAUACGGGAAAAGUGAUAGGACUGCCGAAAUACUUUUGAAUAAAUAUCGUCUUUAAAUUGGCGAUACCUUACAAAAGUUAAUUACACUUUGGACGCGUGAAUAGUUAUGCAGAAGAGCAAAAGAAUGCGCGUGUCGGGGGCAGACAAGAGUCGUGGUGUUGUAAAGAAUUUGCCCAGUGGGGGCCAAGAACGAACCACCAAUCGCCAGAAUGGAAACAAAACAAGUGGCCUUCAAAAGGGGGCGCAGCUGUUCGUCCAACGAAAAAAGCGCCGUUCGCUGCGCGCUGAGAAUAAUUCUUCCGAGGGAGAAAAGAUCUAUAGUAAUACCAAAUGUUGUGUUAUCUGUGGAAACAAUAAUGAAGUAGUUGAUUUAUCUUCAAACCCUAUAAUGAAGAGGACAAUGGCCUCCUACUGUCAAGACGACGGUGUGAAUCUCGAUGACUGUUUAUCCUCCCUUUGCAUAGCAUGCGUAUUUAAGUCAAGAGCUGUGGAAGAAGUUCAAAAUAAUAUAAAAGUACGCUUGCAAGGAUUUAGUAAUGGUCUAAUGUUGAAAUCGACUAAAAGACAAGGUUUUAAUAUGGGCAGAGAAGAAUAUGCUGAAGGAAAUACGGCGGAAGAAACCAUUUUUGGAAUAAAUGACAGCAAUGAACACUCUUCUGAAAUGAAACUCAGUGUUAUUAAGCGUUCCAAUGAUAUGAGUAGUGAAUCGAUUCAAACUUCACUUGAACAAGUAAGAAUCAUGGAAUCAUGCGAAAGUGAUUCUCGAUUAUGUUGUACUGCUUCCCUAAUACCUGCUUCAAGUACUCCACUAUCAUUUAACCAUCCGUCCCGACCCCAACGACACCAACCCACUUUAAGUAAAUAUAUUUACAAAAAUAGUGUGCUCGAUAACUCCAUCGAGAAUUCAGAUAAUAAAAGUAAUGUCCAAUUGGCGAACUAUACACUGACUGAGAUUUCACAGCUGUCCUCAAUGCAUAAUGUGGACUCGAUGAAUACGAAAUAUAAUGCUGAGGUGCAAACUUCUUUAUACCAAGAAGGAGUAGAAUUAGUGACAAUAUCGAACCAUCCGUCGUCAUAUACAAAUUCUACACACUCGCAGAACGGUAUAAAUAAUUCAAUGCUACAAGUUAUUCGUGAACGCUCUGAAUCAGUUCUAAUAACAGAAUCCGGUGGAAAAAUUAAUAACUAUAAACGUACUUUGCGCCCAGUAGGCCCGAGGCUCUGCCAAUAUUGUGGUAUUAGCUACAUACGCAAAGACCAUUACAAUAAGCAUAUACGACGCUGUCGAACACUUUCUAUACGAAGUGUAUCUUCCUUAACUGCCACUAUUGAAGAAAAAAAAGAAACUGUUAGUGCCAAACGUUUUCGAAUGAAUGGUGUAAACAAUUGUGCUCCCCCCGCAGCAAUUGAGACAUCCAAGCGGACGCGCAGAUUUCAUUGCACCGAAUGUCUGGCAACGGUGGAUAGCAUCAAAGAGUUGAAGGAACAUCGAGCAACUCAUCUGCGCAAAUAUAACUGCGAUAUGUGUGACAAAAAGUUUAAUACCUUGCAUGAACAUGAUUUUCAUCGAAUCGUUUGUUUGGCGGAAAAGCAGGUCUGGCAAGAUCAACAACUCGAUGAAGAUCAGAAAGAGCGGCAUGUAAAUAACAAAAAUAAAUCAAUUGUCAGAUCGGAGCGAUCUGUCACAAAAUCAGUAAUGAAUUGUCGUAUUACACGUGCUCGAAGUCGAGCUCGGACAGAUGUGGUGGAAAAACCGGCAGAAAAGCCCAAAUUAACUGUUGACGAGAAAAGUGAUAUUGAUGCUGGUUACACAAGCAAUGAUGACGACGAUGAUGUGUCCGUUGCAGACUCAAUGGAUUCGAGACGAAGAAUCUACACGGAUGAUUGGUUGGACCAACGCAAUGUUACUGAAAUUUAUGAUCUGCCAGUGAUGCACAUAGAUAAUGAAAAAGAGUAUGAUCUUUAUUUACUAGAAAAACUAAAAUCGCAAAUAAAAGCGCAAGAGUUUACGUGUUUGGCCGAAAACUGUAACUUCUUCACAGACACACUAUUGAACUUAAUGCUUCACGACUAUGUUCACCAUUUCAAAAGCUCGUGGUUUUAUUGUCAGAAAUGUGGUAGCGUAUUUACAAGCAAAGUUUUCUUGGAUUACCACUUGGAUCGUCAAAAUGGAGGCAGAUUCAUUUGUUAUAAAUGUAACGAACAAUUCAUGUUUCAACAUCAACUGGACUUGCAUUUUAUAGCACACACCAAGCAAGUGAAUCACGCUUGUGGUAAAUGCAACUGUGAAUUUCUCACGGAAGGAAAAUUGUUUCAGCAUAUAAAGCUUGAACACAACAAUGAGAUUGAAAAGAAACUAAUAUGUAUUCAGAGUAAAACAACAUUCGCAUCUUCUCGAUCGUUGGAUGAAAAUAGGUAUAUAAAUGGUAGAGAGCAUAGAAAGUAUUCCGUAAAAACACUGAAUAUGCAUCUACCGCGCAUGUCAUCAAAGAGGCCUUUGGAACUACCGGGACAUAAACCAUACCGUCGUCGCAUUGGUGUCAUUGAAUUCGAGAAUGAGAGAAACCCUAAUUGUUGUAGUUGUAAAUAGUAUUUACACAAUCAGGGAAGUUGCCCAAUGAAAUAUUUCUUCUGUAGGGUCAAUACAAAUUUGGCAAUCCGUACAACACUCAACAAGAACCAAAUACUUGAUGGUACAAAAAUUCUAUCGUUUUAAAACCAAAAUAUGUAUGAAAGAAUUUUUGUGCGCUGGCAAAUAUGUUUUAUCCGUCAAUCUGCAUCCUUUGGUCGCUUUUUGUUUCAAAACCUAGUUUUGAGAAUUUUUACCGUACUUAAACUUAACCCAUAAGAAUUGCUCAACUCUACUUUAUAAGAAUUCUAUGACCUAUCCCGUUUCAAACUAUAGGAAAUUUUAUUUUUUGCACUAAUAUAAAACAAGAUAAGGUAUUAUAAGAUAGCAAAUGUUUGUAUAUAAAUUACAUUGUUGCCUCACUUGUAUAAAUAAAACAAAGUGUAAUAGCCACUGGGCCUUUACAAACGAAUUGGAUCAAUUUGUUAGGUAAUUAUGUAUAACAAGCUUUACACAAUACCAAGUACAUAUAUAUAUAUAUAUAUAUAUACAAUAUAAUUUUUUAUUAUGCUUUUUAUAUCGUACACACUUUGUAUAUAUCGCGUUCAAACCCCCAUAAUGAGCAAUCCAAUCCUUGUGGCUACGCAAUUAAAAAAAGUCUGAACUACUAAACCUUAACUCGAAGAAUAAGGAGAAAUUUUAAUAAAGAUGUAUUGUACAUCUUUUAUAUACGCAAGUGAAUAGUUUUAGAAAAAAUGUAUACAAUGCGUCAUUAAAAUAUAUAAUUAGAAAAAUUCGAGAGAUUCGCAUGUCUUUAUUUAAAAAUUGUUUUUGCCCUUUUUUGUUGAAUAAUGUUAUUAGUGUAUCUUAAGAGAUUAUAUACUUACAUGUAGUAUAACUGAAAAUUUAAUAAUAAAAAUAUGUUCCGCACACCCAUAUAUAAAUGCACACCUAGCAUAUGCGUAAUCUAGUUGUAAAAAGGAUGUGUAAUAUUUCAGGUGUAAACCAGUGUCAUUAGUUAAAAAUACACUACGCUUUCUAGUAACUUAAGCCACUAUGUAUGUAUAUUGAAUUGUUUAUACUAAAAAAUUGUGAAAAAAUAAAUAUGUGUAUUGAAAUACA
Messenger RNA from Anastrepha ludens (Mexican fruit fly), 3760 nucleotides. RefSeq names its product zinc finger protein 432. The transcript has 5 exons. Gene Ontology annotation, molecular function: RNA polymerase II transcription regulatory region sequence-specific DNA binding; DNA-binding transcription factor activity, RNA polymerase II-specific. The record is from RefSeq and is a predicted model, not a curated record. NCBI's taxonomy places the organism in Eukaryota, Metazoa, Arthropoda, Insecta, Diptera, Tephritidae. Gene Ontology annotation, cellular component: nucleus. The coding region runs from base 176 to 2659 and encodes 827 amino acids. Gene Ontology annotation, biological process: regulation of transcription by RNA polymerase II.